This is a messenger RNA of Trichobilharzia regenti, 378 nucleotides long. Lineage: Eukaryota; Metazoa; Platyhelminthes; Trematoda; Strigeidida; Schistosomatidae. The record is from the annotation of a GenBank genome assembly.
AUGGAGGUGUAUAUGGUUGUUCGGCGUAAGAAGACAAACAUUCACCUUAAUGCCAAAGAAACGAGUCUCGUCCUGGAGGUGAAGAAAAUGAUUGAAGGAAUUCUCAAAGUUAAACCCGAGGACCAGAUGCUUUUGAAGCACCAAACUGAAAUGGAAGACGAAAAAACUCUCAGCUAUUAUAACCUGAACAGUCAAACCGCAAGAGCCCAUACACCAGCCACGUUAGGAUUAUGUUUACGUGACCCAGCCACUGAAAAAUUCGAGGUGUUGGAUAUAACACCGUAUUCAAAUCCACCUGAAUUACCAGAGGUGAUGCGAUCUCAGGAGAAUCUACCACCACAAAAUGCUCCAGAACUUGUAGGUCAAGCAAAACCAUAG